UUCUGUCAUAAUUGUGGUCACACUGGUCAGCUGUUUUAGCCUACCGCAUUUCAAUUUGCAAGUAUUAAACAAAAAACAUAAAUAAAUAAACUACAAUGUUCCGUCUACAACAAUCACAACCCGAUCCCGCGGAGGAGGCAAAGCGCGUUGCGGCCGAGGUACGAAUGAACUUCAUCAUGUUUGGUGUUCUCUGCGCAGCUAUUCGACUAGCGCCGAUUGUGCUGCAACAGUUGAAAAAUGCUUAACUUUAAGACAACACACAAAAUUGGAGCUAUGACGAGGCGUAAACAAAGCAAAUGUAGAGCUGAUGAAGAACAACGUAAAUAAAAGAUGCAUUUAUUUAAGCGCACAGUCAAUUUGCGACAUAGAUAUCAUUGUAAUUUUGAAUAAUGUAAGCUUAAAAAUGUUUUGCACAUUGUACAUAAAUCGUUGAGAUAAAUAAAUGCAAUCAAAAACAAAA
Messenger RNA from Drosophila albomicans, 460 nucleotides. RefSeq lists its product as uncharacterized. NCBI's taxonomy places the organism in Eukaryota, Metazoa, Arthropoda, Insecta, Diptera, Drosophilidae. The transcript has 2 exons. The record is from RefSeq and is a predicted model, not a curated record. The coding region runs from base 96 to 245 and encodes 49 amino acids.